AUGGAGGAGAGCAGCAAGGCGGUACCUGUGUGUGGGCGCUUCCCGCAAGUGCCCUUCUGUGGCUGCACCAUCCCGUGUCGGGUUGCGAUGAAGGAGGUCCAGCUCUACAAGGUCCUGCCGGGGCUCUACCUUGGACCCCUUCAAGCGGCGUACAAGGUGGGAGAACUGCAGGAGCAGGGGAUUACGCACAUCCUUGACUUGGCCGACCAGCCCUACACGAAGUACACGGACCGCUUCAAGUACCUGAGCAUAGCGAUUGCGGACAACGAGAACGAAGACCUGCUGCAACAUUUCGCGAGCACCAACGCUUUCAUCAACGACGCAAUAGCGCGAGGGGGCGCUGUUCUCGUUCACUGCGACGCCUGCGUCUCGCGCUCGCCCAGCGUAGUCAUCGCGUAUCUUCUACACUCGCAACGAAUGGAUGUCGAUGCAGCCCUCGCUUUCGUACGCACCGCCCGAAGCCGUGCCAAGCCCAACGAGGGAUUCAUGCGCCAGCUUCGCAUCUACAACUCAUCUUUGCCAUCUCGUUGCGAUUCGAAUAGUGGUGGGAAAACCGUGUAG
Acanthamoeba castellanii str. Neff is the source of this 561-nucleotide messenger RNA. RefSeq names its product dual specificity phosphatase, putative. NCBI's taxonomy places the organism in Eukaryota, Discosea, Longamoebia, Acanthamoebidae. Gene Ontology annotation, biological process: regulation of MAP kinase activity; protein dephosphorylation. Gene Ontology annotation, molecular function: JUN kinase phosphatase activity. Gene Ontology annotation, cellular component: cytoplasm. The transcript has 2 exons. The record is from RefSeq and is a predicted model, not a curated record. The coding region runs from base 1 to 561 and encodes 186 amino acids.